This is a messenger RNA of Camellia sinensis, 1408 nucleotides long. NCBI's taxonomy places the organism in Eukaryota, Viridiplantae, Streptophyta, Magnoliopsida, Ericales, Theaceae. The record is from RefSeq and is a predicted model, not a curated record.
AACCAUUCAUUUGGGGAGAUAAGGAUUGAGGUGGCCCACUGAAACUUGCAUCGAAUUUUCGGUGGUGAGGUGAAUAGGGGUUUUAAAAUCAAAUCCGUUCAAGAUAGUGAAUUGAGAAAGUUUCUCCUUCAAUUUUGAAAAGCACGCGAGGCAAUCCAGUGCGUCGGAGCCUAUCUAAGCCGUCAUCAUAAGACAGCUGGUCAUGGCUUCGAAUUCGCAAAAGGAUAUUCCGACCUCUUGCAGUCCCGAUGAAAAGAUUGUUACAACAGAGAGCAAAAGUCCAAAGUCAGAAUCAUCCUCUGUGGACACACAGACAGGACAAAGAAGACCAACCUCUGCAGGAGCUGGGUUUGCUGCAAAUCCUUUUGAUUUCUCAGCUAUGACUGGCCUACUUAAUGACCCUAGCAUUAAAGAAUUAGCUGAACAGAUAUCAAAGGAUCCUGCAUUUAACCAGAUGGCGGAGCAGCUCCAAAAGACUCUUCAUGGCGCAGCAGCUGAAGAUGAUAUCCCUCAAUUUGAUACGCAACAGUACUACUCAACCAUGCAACAGGUUAUGCAGAAUCCCCAAUUUAUGACGAUGGCUGAGCGCCUUGGUAAUGCAUUGAUGCAGGAUCCAUCAAUGUCCAGCAUGCUUGACAGCCUGACUAAUCCUUCUCACAAAGACCAACUUGAAGAACGAAUGGUGCGCAUCAAAGAAGAUCCAGCUUUGAAACCUAUCUUAGAGGAGAUAGAAACAGGAGGUCCAGCUGCAAUGAUGAGGUACUGGAAUGAUAAAGAUGUUCUACAGAAGUUGGGUGAAGCAAUGGGUGUUGCAGUCACAGGAGAUGCCGCUACCUCCACUGAAAAUUCUGGGCCAGAUGAAGCAGAAGAGCCAGGAAAUGAUGAUGAAUCCAUUGUUCAUCACACUGCCAGUGUUGGUGAUGUGGAGGGUUUGAAGAGUGCAUUGGCCUCUGGUGCUGAUAAAGAUGAAGAGGAUUCAGAGGGAAGGACAGCAUUGCAUUUUGCAUGUGGAUAUGGUGAGGUCAAGUGCGCACAAAUCCUCCUUGAGGCUGGAGCAAUGGUGGAUGCUUUGGAUAAGAAUAAGAACACUGCGCUUCAUUAUGCUGCUGGUUAUGGCAGGAAGGAGUGUGUAGCACUUCUGCUGGAACAUGGUGCUGCUGUUACUCUCCAGAAUUUGGAUGGUAAAACUCCCCUCGAUGUUGCCAAGCUGAACAACCAGCAUGAUGUACUGAAAUUGCUAGAGAAGGAUGCUUUCCUAUAAGCCAAGAGGCUUGUUGUGUACGUUGGGCCCUUUUUCCAUGUUAUAGAAUGUUAUUCUGUUGGAUAAAACCUGUUUGAUGAGCUCAGGGAUAUUGUCAUCCAACUUUGUGCUUUGUCUAUGUUAUGUUUUCUGCUGCCUGAUUGCUUA